Messenger RNA from Brienomyrus brachyistius, 2357 nucleotides. RefSeq names its product zinc finger translocation-associated protein-like. The coding region runs from base 456 to 1190 and encodes 244 amino acids. The record is from RefSeq and is a predicted model, not a curated record. The transcript has 4 exons. NCBI's taxonomy places the organism in Eukaryota, Metazoa, Chordata, Actinopteri, Osteoglossiformes, Mormyridae. Gene Ontology annotation, biological process: negative regulation of DNA-templated transcription.
CAGCUGUCCCUUUAAAUUUUCCCAAAAGCCCCUUAAAGAGCCCUAGGGGCCCAAAACCCGCUCCUCACUCAAAAUAGCGGCAGUGUUUCUGAAAAGCGGCCAGAGACCACUUUAUGUAUCAGAAACGACCGGAGCUCGCUUCUGCACGGGCGAUCGGAGAGAAACUAAACUAAGUUGCCGGGAUUCGGACGGGCGCAGAGGGGCGCUGCGCAGUGUGUGUGUGUAUUUAACUGCACGCCACUUUGGUAUCGCCAGCUUGCCUUAGCAUGACGUUGUGACCGCGGCAUUAUGCCCUGAUCCCCGGUAUCCAUGUAAUAAUAUAACCAUUAAGUAAACUGGGCAGCACAGCAAAGAAAAUCGGACGCGGCGGUGCACAUGUGCGAACCGCUCUAGGCUCCGGAAAGGAUCGGACACAAGUGACCCAGGACCCUUUGCAGGUUGGGUCCAGAGACUGAAUGGACGACAUUGCCAUAAAUGGACAUGAGGGGGCGGAGACAGGGGUGGGCGCAGCAAGUUUCACGAGCUCAUCGGAGUUACCCGAGUCUCAUGGGUCACCACAGUGCGAGCCGGGCCCCAAUCGGGCCAGGAGGAAGGGGCGUGUCCAGGGCCGAGACCACCGGCGGAACUACCAGGAGCAGUGGCGGGCGGAGUUCCUCAUGGAGUUUGAGGCGGCGCGCGGCGUGAUGGUGUGCAUGGUGUGCGGCAGCUCGCUGGCCUCCCUCAAACUCAGCACCAUCAAGCGGCACAUCCAGCAGAAGCACCCCGACACGCUGUUGUGGGCCCCCGCUGACAAGCAGCUGCUGCUCUGCGACUGGGAGGCCGCACACACACCCAGGGGCUCCGCUGGGGCCCCGGGGCCCGAGAGUGAAGGUGUCCCACCAAAGGCAGAGCCGGCACCGCAGGAGCCACAGCCUGCGCAGCCUGGGCCCGGAGGGGGUCGCGAUCCGCUGGCCCAAACGCUGGAGCGCUAUGCCAACGACACGCUGCGUGCCUGGCUCCGGCAGGAGUUCCUCAUGGAGUAUCGUGCGGCGGAGGGGCCGGCUGCUGUGCAUGGUGUGCGGAGCCCAGCUGCCUGCGCCGCAUCUGCAGCACGUCAAACUGCACGUACUGCAGCAACAUCCCGACUCGCUGGUGUACAGCUCCGAGGAGAAGCACCACAUCCUGCGGGGCUGGGAGCAUGCCUCACCUGAGAGCCCCGAUGCCCUGAAACCAGACCAUGAGGCCCCAGCUGACGAUCGCAGAGACAUGCCUUCCGACGCCGCUUCGGGCUCCACACAAAGCUGGGGGUUUGGCAACGCUGUGGAGUAGCAGGUGUGAGUGGGCCAUCCCCCUCCCCCCCCCACCACGGGUCAGACCUCGCCUGCAUUUCCAGGCAUCGACACAGACAGCCAAGGCAGCCGACGCUACACAGACAUGCGACCAGCAGAUGGACUGGCAGACCUGAGAUGGUGAAGGGGGGGGCCUCCUGGCUGCAAAGGUUAGAGGCCCCCCCUCGGUGUUUGGUCAGGAAGAGGACCAAAGAGGCUGUGCCCACGACAGCACUAGUUACCCGGUAAGAAAUGGAGGCACACAGCCCCCCCCCACAACAGGAAGGACAAAUGAAAUUAGCAAGGGAGAAUCUCCCCGGGGUGCUUUUUUUGGGCUAAAUAAUAAAAAAAUCAGUCUGUGUUAAUCGUAUUUUACUGUGUCUUAAGUAACAACCUCAAAUUUAACAGACCGUUACCCACAUGCAUGAUGUUGCUGGUUCAGGACAUGCACCUGAAGGUUGCUGGUUCAAGUUCCUGGAGAAGGUCUGUUGAUGUACCCUUAGUCGCAGUGAAAUAUCCAUAAGUUACGCUGGGUGAAUGCAGUUGAAAGAUGUAAGGCAUGCAUCUUCUGCAAUAGGAACCUGCAGUCAGAAUACAUGCUGCCAGGCAGUUUUAUUAGACAGCCUUUUAAUAUUAUACGCAGAAAUCUUCACGGCAGCAUCGAGGACUUGAUGCUCUUAACACCAGAGGACCCCUGUGAAGCUGCAUGGCAUAAGGGGAGAUGAACCUCCAACCAUCUAACUCCAUGCUCUUCCAGGCUGGCCAUCUCUACAUACAAACUUUAGCCGUUAAAUUAGGGAAACCAGGUGAAUAUGUUGGAUGACUGAAGUGAUGAUGUUCAUGAAAGCUUUGCGUUGUAGACCCUGAUACUUGCGCUAAUUAAAGUCCCACUAAUCCUUUGAUUAAAUGCUGAUGUACCUGGGAGGCGAGGAGGCUGUACUGUGGCAGGGAUCCACGGGGGGCCCCAAGACCUCUCUGAUGUCAUCAGAAGAAUCUGUCUCACUUGGGGAGCAGAUCCAUACCUGGACUCCACCCUCCUUGGUUUUCCUU